Messenger RNA from Aspergillus homomorphus CBS 101889, 1216 nucleotides. RefSeq names its product CIA30 family protein. The coding region runs from base 75 to 1163 and encodes 362 amino acids. Gene Ontology annotation, cellular component: mitochondrion. Gene Ontology annotation, biological process: mitochondrial respiratory chain complex I assembly; mitochondrial electron transport, NADH to ubiquinone. Lineage: Eukaryota; Fungi; Ascomycota; Eurotiomycetes; Eurotiales; Aspergillaceae. The record is from RefSeq and is a predicted model, not a curated record. The transcript has 3 exons.
GCCUCAUCCAUGCCUGUUCGAUGGGAGCCUGCGUUGGACUACAACCGUCUUGACUAUUCGAAAUUCAGGCCAAAAUGAUUCCAACAGCAAGAUGUCUAGCUGCCAAGCCCUCAAGCUUCAUCAAGCGCAGUGUAGAUGAGCUGAGCCGCCUCUCCAAAGUUGCCUGGAACACGGAAGCUCUUCAUACCCCGACGAAGCCCUACGUUCUCCUCGAUUUCGAAGAUGCCUCCACUGUUGCCGGCUGCAAGACAAUGGCCGACCGCGCGGUCGGAGGCUUCAGCACCGCCAGCUUGGAUCAUGUUCCCGCGGACCCCUCGACGAACAGCCCGGCGCACGCUCGCUUCCACGGAAGUAUCUCGACCAGAUUGCCGCCCAAUUGGCGCGUUGAGAGGACCGGAUACGCCGCCUUCCGCAACCAGGACCGCGGGCUUUGGCUCUUCGGUCGACUCUUCUGGGACGUGGAUCCCUACGCCUACCUCGCACUGCGCGUGAAAUCCGACGGCCGCCGCUACACGGUCAAUAUCCAGACCGACUCGAUCGUCGAGACGGACAUCCACCAGCACCGACUGUACACGCGCCACCACCGCGUGCAGCAGCGUUCGCACGAGGCCUUCUCGCCCUUCUCCGCGCCCGAAGUGUCCGAGUCGGCCGAGCCCGCCGAGACGCUCUACCCGCACGGCGUGCCGCCCUCGCUGUCGGAUGUGCCGCCGGAGUCGACCAUCAUAUCCUCGUCCAGCAGUGUGACGACGUCCGGGGAGGCGUCGCUGACCGGGUGGGAGACGGUGCUUCUGCCGUUCAACGCGUUUGUACGCACCAAUUUCGGCCUGGUGGUCGAGCCCCAGACGUCGAUUAUGCGGCAGCGCGUCAAGAGUAUCGGCAUCGGGUUGACGGAUCGCGUGGAGGGGCCGUAUGAUCUGCGAAUUCAUAAAAUCUGGGCUACGAAUGGCAUGAGCGAGGCCGAGAUCGAGGAGGAAAGGCGCAUCUGCGGGGCGGAUGCGUUGGAGGUCGAUGAGGGCGUGCGCACGAACUGGAUGGGUGACUCGUCUGAUUCGACGGCGGAGGUUAGUGGGGGUUCAGACGACGCAGCUCAACCGGCGCCUAAGAAGAGCCAGGAUAACAAGGGUAAGGGGCUGAAGGGCCUGCGGGAUGAAUGGAGCAGGUAAUGGGGAUUUGACAGAUUGAUACCACUACGAAUGACUACUGUACAGUACAUUGG